Messenger RNA from Theileria annulata, 483 nucleotides. Its product is annotated as HesB family member, putative. Gene Ontology annotation, cellular component: cytoplasm. Gene Ontology annotation, molecular function: 2 iron, 2 sulfur cluster binding. The coding region runs from base 1 to 483 and encodes 160 amino acids. The record is from RefSeq and is a predicted model, not a curated record. Gene Ontology annotation, biological process: iron-sulfur cluster assembly. Lineage: Eukaryota; Apicomplexa; Aconoidasida; Piroplasmida; Theileriidae. The transcript has 2 exons.
AUGUUCUUUGGAUUCUUUCGGAAUGUAGUUUAUUCUCACAGAAAUAUUUUUAAACGCCAAUUUCCUAGUUUUUUAAAUAAAUAUUAUUCAAAGGAUUUAACAAAAAAGGUUUUACCCUCAGAACCACUAAAUUCUAGGCCUAAAAAAAGGAAAGAUAUUAUAUCUCUUUCUCAAAAAGCAUUAAACCGCUUAUAUGAGAUUAUCGCAGGCACUGAUAAAGUUGUAUACUUGACACUGAGAGUCAAGGGCUGUAACGGAUAUGUGUAUGAAAUGAAUCUAGUUGAAGACUCAUAUUUGAAGGAAAUGGACGAAAAAAUAUACGAUAGCAACGGGAAACUUGUAUUGGGAAUCGAGAACAAAGCAGCCUUCUACCUUUUGGGAAGUUAUGUGGACUACUCUAAAGAUGACUUGUCGGAAGGUUUCACAUUCGACAACCCGAACGUGACGUCGAAAUGUGGUUGUGGAAUGAGUUUUCGAUUUUAG